This is a messenger RNA of Tetrahymena thermophila SB210, 798 nucleotides long. RefSeq names its product peptide deformylase. Gene Ontology annotation, biological process: peptidyl-methionine modification. Gene Ontology annotation, molecular function: peptide deformylase activity. Gene Ontology annotation, cellular component: mitochondrion. Lineage: Eukaryota; Ciliophora; Oligohymenophorea; Hymenostomatida; Tetrahymenidae. The record is from RefSeq and is a predicted model, not a curated record. The transcript has 3 exons.
AUGAAAACAAUUAGAUAAGGUGUCAAAUUUUCUUAAAAAUUAGCAAAAUUGAAAGAAAAUUAGGAGACUUUCGAUUACAAUUUGAUAGAUUUCUAGCAUCCAGAUUUUACUAAUUUAGAAUCAAAAUGUUUACCAGUUCAAGGCUUUACAUAAACUUUAAAGAGCGAAAUUUUGAAUUUAAAAUACCAUGCUGAAGUAUCAGGCAGAGUUAAUUUAGCAGCAAAUUAAAUUGGUAUCCCUAAAAGAUUUAUUGUAUUGGCUAAGCCAGAUUAUCUAUACAAGCGUGUAUGGGUUAAUGAUAAUUUAGAUAUUUAGCAUCUUCAUGCACUUGUAAAUCCUAGAAUUUUAGAUAAAGAUAAAUUUAUGGAAUACGAUUGGGAAUAAACAGCAUGUUUCCCCACUGUAAGAUUUAGAAGAUUAAGAUAUCAUCAUAUAUUAGUUUAGUAUUUAAAUGAACAAAUGGAAUAAGUAGAAGUAGAAAUGAAUGGUUGGGAAUCUAGACUAUUCUAGUAAAGUUUAGAUCAUCUUAAUGGCAUAAUACCAUUUGAUGAAGUUAAGAAUAUGCUAGACUUUGAGUUAUUACCCGAAUACAAUGAUGAAAAACUUAUAUUAGAUGAAUUUAAUGACUUUAAACUUUAUAGAUUAUUCGGUAAAGAGAAAUAAAUCCCUCUUACUGCAUAAAAAAAGGGAGGUAAUUAUGGUCCUUCUUCUAUUUCAGAAACUAUCAAUGAAUAGAAACAAGAUUAGCCAAAAAUAUUUUAAAAUAAAACCAAAAAGUAAAAGCCAUAAAGCAAAUGA